UAGUAUUGAUUUCCCAAAUUGUACCCUCCGCCCACAUGACUCACUAGAUCCAAAACCUGUUUCGCCUUCUCUCCAAAUCUAUACCGUAAAUAUAUAGAGAAGUAAAAUCAAACAAAAGAGAAGAAACAGCCAUUCUCUACUCGUAAUCAACAUGGCUGGUUUUGAUUCACUAUACUAUGCCACCUCCAAACCCCUCAAAGCCACUACGACAACCUCAGUUUCCUCCAAAACUGGCAGGCUUUUCUACUUAGCUCUUAUUUUCUGCCUCUGCUCCCUCUGUUACCUCUUUGGCCUUUGGCAACAUGGCGGUUUCCCCACCAUCACCACCACCGCACCCGCCGUCUCUACGACCAAGAUUAUAUCAGUCCCAUGCAUCCCAAACGAAAACACCACCACCAUGACAACAUCAGAAACCUUAGAUUUCUCAACCCACCACGUGGCGGACUCUGAUGAUGAGUCGCUUCUUCCAGACGUCAAAACCUAUCCUUCAUGCAGCAUUAAGUACAGUGAAUACACCCCAUGCGAGGACCAGAGAAGAUCAUUGAAGUUUAAGAGGGACAGGUUGAUAUACAGGGAGAGGCAUUGCCCGGAGAAACAAGAGCUGCUGAAAUGUCGUGUGCCGGCUCCGUAUGGUUAUAAGAACCCUUUUCCGUGGCCGAGGAGCAGGGACUUAGCUUGGUUCGCAAACGUGCCACACAAGGAAUUGACAGUCGAGAAAGCAGUGCAAAAUUGGAUUAGAUAUGAAGGUAAUCGGUUCAGGUUCCCGGGAGGAGGAACCAUGUUUCCCCAUGGUGCUGAUGCAUAUAUAGACGAUAUUGGAAAGCUUAUAAAUCUCAAAGAUGGGUCUAUACGUACUGCAAUUGAUACUGGCUGUGGCGUUGCCAGUUGGGGAGCAUAUCUUCUGUCUCGGAACAUCCUAACAAUGUCGUUCGCACCAAGGGACACCCAUGAAGCACAAGUGCAAUUUGCCUUGGAGCGAGGCAUUCCUGCCAUGUUAGGAGUUCUUGCUUCCAAGAGGCUUCCCUACCCAUCCAGAGCCUUCGACAUGGCUCAUUGCUCUCGCUGCCUCAUUCCUUGGGAUAAAUAUGACGGGGUUUUUUUUAUUGAAGUUGAUCGAAUUUUAAGGCCUGGCGGGUACUGGAUUCUCUCUGGCCCUCCAAUUCGUUGGAGGAAAUAUUGGCAAGGCUGGCAAAGAACAAAAGAGGAUUUGAAUGAUGAACAGACUCGUAUCGAGAGUGUUGCUAGGAGCCUAUGCUGGAAAAAGUUGGUGGAGAAAGAUGAUAUUGCCAUUUGGCAAAAGCCCAUUAAUCAUUUAAACUGUAAAGUUAUUCGCAAGUUUAACCGAAAUCCACCUUUUUGCCCUUCUCAGGAUCCUGACAAAGCCUGGUACACAAAUUUGGAGACUUGUUUGACUCAUUUGCCUGAAGUUUCCAAUGAUCAAGAAACUGCUGGUGGUGAACUGGCAAAAUGGCCUGAAAGACUAAAUGCAAUCCCACCUAGGAUUAGGAAGGGAACUGUAAAUGGAAUUACAGCUGAAAUUUUCGAACAAGAUUCACAAGUAUGGAAGAGGAGGUUGUCUUAUUACAAAACAGUGAACAAUCAAUUAGGACAACGUGGGAGGUACCGCAACAUUUUGGAUAUGAACGCACACUUGGGGGGAUUUGCCGCUGCUCUCAUUGACGAUCCAGUAUGGGUAAUGAAUGUGGUUCCCGUUCAGGCUGAAAUCAACACACUAGGAGUUAUUUAUGAAAGGGGACUGAUCGGAACAUAUCAGAGUUGGUGUGAAGCCAUGUCUACUUAUCCAAGAACAUACGACUUCAUUCAUGCUGUUUCUGUGUUUAGUCUCUAUAAGGACAGAUGUGAGUUGGAGGACAUUCUGCUAGAGAUGGAUAGAAUUUUGAGACCUGACGGAAGUGUAAUCUUCCGGGAUGAUGUGGAUAUAUUGGUUAAGAUCAAAAAGAUAACGGAUGGAUUGAAUUGGGAUAGUCAAAUUGUUGAUCAUGAAGAUGGGCCUCUCAAUAGGGAAAAGCUUCUGUUUGCAGUGAAGGUGCAUUGGACAGCGCCUGCCUCCGAUGCAACUGGAUCACCAACUUCUUAAAGCUAUUUUCAUUUAUUGAUUCGUUUAUGUGUCUAAGGAAACCAAUUAAGCUCAAUUUAUAGGCAAACAUUGACAGUUGUAUAUGAGCCAAUCAACAACCUGCAAUCAGUGUUAGAUGUUAAAACUCAAAUUUCAUCCCCAAUUACUUUCAUUCUCAAUUUUUUAACAGUAAUGGUAUAUUAUGCUUCGAUUUCUUUGAUAAAUUCUUAGGCAACCCGAGUUAUAUUUUUAUUAUUUGUAAUGCGUAAUUAUUUAACAAAGCUAAAACAUGACUCUGUAGUUAUGUUUUCCAAAUUUUCACUCCAAUUU
Durio zibethinus is the source of this 2407-nucleotide messenger RNA. RefSeq names its product putative methyltransferase PMT15. Gene Ontology annotation, cellular component: trans-Golgi network; cytoplasm; endosome. The record is from RefSeq and is a predicted model, not a curated record. Gene Ontology annotation, molecular function: methyltransferase activity. Lineage: Eukaryota; Viridiplantae; Streptophyta; Magnoliopsida; Malvales; Malvaceae.